CAGUGCUUACUGCUUGCUCCGGCAAAGCUAGUGUUUCUAUUCUUUCUCAAAUUCACACAAUAAACCCUAAACUUUCUCUCUGCCGCCGCCCCAGUUGGCUCCUCCGGCCAACCCACCUCUCCGGUUCCCUACCCUCUAUCAUCGCCUAACAGGCUAGAUAUAUAAGGAGAUUCUUUGAAGUAUUUGUAACAAUAAGACCAAGCCGAGCUUGGAAAUAUCGUGGCAUGUCUCCUGCUCAACCAUUAAUGAACAUUGGAGCUAACCGUAAACCAAAUAUCACUGCACGAGUUGCACCUGAAAAGAAAAAUAAGGGUUUGGCAGCAAGUGUAGCUAUGAAGGGCUUAAGUUGCAGUAGUAAUUGUGAGGACAAUAUGAUGGGAUUUGAAGAUUUUAUCAAUAGCCAAAAUAAGGCUGCCAGGGAGGUAGAGGUUGACAUAACUGAAUGGAAAAAUAAUUCUGACAUGAGAUUAGCUGAGAGAGAGGACCCUGAGGCUACUGAAUAUUCAAGCUCAUUUCAAGACACUGCAUCUGAAGCUGAGAAUUGUUCCGGAUUUAGUGAAGGCGAAGUGGAAUCACAAUUUUUCGGAGAUAAUGGCUUUGGUUCUUCAUUUGAUGCAUUUGGUAGUGUAUUUCAAAUGAGGAAAAAGAAAUUGACAAAUCAUUGGAGGAGCUUCAUACGUCCUGUGAUGUGGCGCUGCAAAUGGACAGAAUUAAGGAUCAAAGAAAUUGAUUCUCAAGUGUCAAAGUAUGCAAGAGAUCUUGCAGCAUAUGAUCAGGGAAAGCAUUCGAGAUUAGAACAAAUUACUACAGACGGGUUUUGUUCAAAGUCACUGCCAUUUUCACGUCAAUAUGGCAGAAGAAAGGCUAUGAAAAGGAGAAAGCGGAAGAAAGUUGAAGACACUACUGAUGCAACAUCAUACAUGUCACAACAUAACCUUUUCUCCUAUCUUGAAAAUAAAAGGUCAGAUCCUGAUAGCAGUUCUUUGGCUGAAGAAUUUGGUAAUGCAGUAACCACCGAGCAGAAUGUUGAUUGCAACGACAAACUCGGUACCAGUGAUGAUUGGACAUCGUUUGAGUUCAGAGAUAGUGAUGCUUCCAUGGAGCAAGUUCUUUGUAAUAUUGAGAAAGUGCACGCUUGGGUUCAGAAGUUGAAGGGUCAAAUAGACACAGUGAUGUCCAAAAAUGCUGCUAAGUUCUCUUCCUCAGAGAACUUGAGCCUUCUUGCGCCUUUAGAUGUUCAGACCAGCUCAGCUCAUAGUCCUGCAUUUUCUACGGGCAAUGCAGAUGCUGUAUCUGCUGGACCUAUGUACACUGAAAAUCAACAUAUAACGGACUAUGAUAUCGGUGAUCUCGUUCUUCCUGAAAGUGUUGUGUCAAGUUUUGGAGAAGCUGUCUCUGUUCCUGAUAUUAUUGAAAGCACUGUGGGACUGCUGUCUUCUGCUGAUGUCACACUUCAUCAACCACAAUUUGGAGAUUCAAGUGAGGAUAUUGUGGAUAAUGUCCUGAUACAUGAAGAGGCAGCGGAAGGAGAGAGAAGCACUUUCCAAAGGCCAAGCAAUCAACCACACGAGAACCACCGUCAACGUGAACAAGAGAUAUGUGGACAAGAAGCCAUGCAUCCUUCUAGUUCAAUUCCACCAUUAGAACAACCUGACCCUGCGUUAAAUGGCAAUGCUCCUAAUGAGCAAUCAACUCUGAAAUCAUGUCUAGCUUCCGAUGUCCAUUUUCCCAGAAGUAAAAGAAAGAGAGGCGAGCGGAAAGCUGGCUCGGUUGUUUGGAACAAGCGUUGCUCAGGCGACACCGAUAGCCAAUGAGCUAGAAAAAGGUUCCUCUAAUCUAAUGUAUCUGUACAUAUACCCUAAUGGUUUAAGAAUUUUGACAUAGUUUUCAUUCUUUUUUCCUCGACUUCAUAGAAAUGACUAUUUGUUCUCAGGUGAAAUAACAUCAACAUUGUGAAAGUAAGGAGUUAAUUUCUAUAUGGGCAUUCUAGUGACUCCUUGUUCCUUAGAUAUGUACUCAACUAAGGUUGAUUUUUCCUCAUUAUUGAUGUUGGUGAUUGUGUCAA
This is a messenger RNA of Humulus lupulus (European hop), 2065 nucleotides long. RefSeq lists its product as uncharacterized. The transcript has 6 exons. NCBI's taxonomy places the organism in Eukaryota, Viridiplantae, Streptophyta, Magnoliopsida, Rosales, Cannabaceae. Bases 225 to 1814 code for a protein of 529 amino acids. The record is from RefSeq and is a predicted model, not a curated record.